AUGGACUCGACGAUAAAAACGAAUCAGCCUGGUGAGAAGAAUCCAGAUGAAUUGAUGAGUAAUCCAGCUCAACUAAAUGUUGUUGAUUCCGAGUAUCGUAGGCCAACACGUUCAUAUCGGCGCUGGGAGAAGAAGCACAAGGCCCGCUGUAAGGCUCAGAGGGAGGAGAUUGCCCUAAGAGAAGAAGAGACUCUUCGUAAGGCUGAGGAGCUUUUUUGGCGUAAAGUGGAUGAAACAGAUGGUUUCGAUAUCGAGAUCGAGGGUGCUCCUUGUCGUUUUGGUGGUAUGAGUGUGCAUAAAGGUGGAGCAGAUUGUCCUCUUGUAGUGCAGCUUUAUGCCAAGGUGGGACUUCAUCGUUACAAUAUGCUACAGGGGACCAACUUGCAUCUUCACGAAGUAGAGAAAUACGUUCUAGUUUGUACCUUCAUGCCUGUGGCGUAUUACAUUACUUUGAUUGCUCAGGAUCCAGCUACCUCCUCCUUUGUUGUUUUCCAGACUCAGGUUGACCAAAGAGAUUUAGGCCAGAUGGAUUUCUCUUGUUUUACCUCAAGACCUAAAGGGAUCAAGAGUGAUAUUUAUCCGAAGCAGUUCUUCGAUGCCAAGAAGUUGCCUGAGAAGUGGCCUUCAGAGGAGGCUUUUGCUGAUAAAAGUCGAUUUUUGUACAAGGUAGGUAACACUUUGAUGAAUGACAUUGACAAUGUAGCUGCUUUAAUUUCACCAUCUUUGUUUGCUUCUCAGUUGCAGAAAUCAGAUUGGGAAGAACAUGACUGGAUUCACUUGUAUAUGGAAAUUGUAUUCUUUUAUCGAGAUCGGUGGCUGAAUCACAACAUGUCCGAUUUAAAGAUUUUGGACGUAGUGUUAGAGACUUCGGAAAAUCUGCCAUAUGAGACCGUACUCAAGAGUUUAAGGAAUGUCACUGUCUACAUAAGAUAUGAUCAAGACUUGGGAGCGGAUGGUGUUUGCAAACACAUUGCAAUUGUUCGAAGAACUGUCGAGCCGACAACUCAAUGCGUUUGUCUCUUGGGCGACUCUCAGCUCGUGCCCGACUCUGUGUAA
Molecule: messenger RNA, 1056 nt
Organism: Eruca vesicaria subsp. sativa (arugula)
Lineage: Eukaryota; Viridiplantae; Streptophyta; Magnoliopsida; Brassicales; Brassicaceae
Source: the annotation of a GenBank genome assembly